Molecule: messenger RNA, 10467 nt
Organism: Cololabis saira (Pacific saury)
Lineage: Eukaryota; Metazoa; Chordata; Actinopteri; Beloniformes; Belonidae
Product: immunoglobulin superfamily member 10-like
Exons: 12
Coding region: 358-8517 (2719 amino acids)
Cellular component (GO): extracellular region
Molecular function (GO): protein binding
Source: RefSeq, a predicted model, not a curated record
CUUUUACGCAGCGUCAAGGGCGCCUGCAACCGAUCCGCCUGCCGCGUCCUGCACUCACUUCUUUAUGCAGUGACAAACAAGAAAACCUCUUGGAUUUUACCAAAUGGAUUGCUUUUAAAGUUUUGCUUUUGCAGAGUUUUCAAAAGUGUUACUCACUCAGAGGAUUUUACUCUCCAGGGUUUUGUCACGCUGUCGGUGCCAUGUUUGUGACAGACUGGAGUGACUAAACUCGUUAACUCCGUAUGAAAUUCCUGAAGAGUGCGGCUGGAUUAAAAUUGGAUGGACAAAAUGAGAAAAAUCUGGACCAGAGGAUUUUAAGUGAAAACCUCAAAUUAGCUUCUCCUCCUGUGAGGGAGAAUGUGUCGGUGUGUGUGUGUGCCAGCGGCGUGGCUGGCACUCCUGACGCUCACACUCGUGGUAUCCAGGAGCCAGUCCUGUCCGAGGAGCUGUAACUGUUACCAGGCCAAUGAAGUCCACUGCACCUUCCGUUCACUGCUCAACGUGCCUCCCGGCCUUCCUGCACACACGCGCCGCAUGAACUUAGGGUUCAACAGCAUCAGCAGGCUCCAUGACAGGUCUCUGGCUGGGCUAAAGAAGGUAGAGCUUCUCAUGCUGCACAGCAAUGACCUCCAUCAUCUUCCAGACGGAGUUUUCCGAGAUAUGAAAUCACUUCAGAUACUAAAGCUAAGCUACAACAAGUUGAGGGAGAUCUCUUCAUCCCUGACCUUCUCUGGCCUGACUUCACUGCUGCGCCUGUACUUGGAUCACAACCUCCUCCAGCACAUCCAUCCCCGGGCGCUGCUCCAGCUGCCUAGCCUCAGGCUGCUUCGUCUGCAGGGGAACAAGCUGCAUCAGCUGCAUCCUCAUGCCCUAUGCACGCUGUCCCUCUUGAAUACAUAUUACUUUUCCACACUCAGAAACCUCGACCUCUCCAACAACAGUUUGACCAUCCUGCCCAAAGACAGUGUAGCUACAGCACCUCUGCUGGAGAGUCUCGCGCUGCAGGGAAAUCCCUGGAGCUGUGACUGCAGGAUGGACUGGUUCUUCACCUGGAGUCUCACUCACCAAGGUGCAGUGAAAUGUCUCACCGGUCCUCAGUGUCCAGUUUGUGCCGCACCCACUGCCCUUCAGGGGGAGGGCUUGCUCGACCAGACAGCACUAUCAUGCAGUCCACCCUUCAUCCACUCCUCCGGAAAAAAAGAGACACCACAGGAGACUGACCUCACUGAAAUCCCAACGGUUGAUGCUUUCAGACAGCCUUUAGGUAGAGUCUCUCUGGGGCUGUCUGACCAGCAAGGGAACAGCGUGGAUCUGGUCUGCAACAUCACUCACUCCACGGACUCCCAGCAUGUCACUCCUCCUCCAGAUCUCUCUUUGACCUCUUCUUCUCCUCUCCCCCUUGUCCUGUCGCUCUCCCUGGAGUGCCCAAUCGAGGGGCAGAGCUAUGAGAAACUUUGGAGAAUCUUGGCUUACUACAGUGAGACUGCAGCCCACCUUGAGAGGGAGAUCAUGCUUAGUAAAGCCCCGGCUUUAGCCUACCGCUACAGGCAGUCAGCAGAAAUGGAUGGCUAUUAUCACACUGCAGUUAAAGCUUCUGUUAGAGCCAGGCCACACUGGCUACUACAGCCUGCAAUUAGCAUUCGACUAAACAGAGCGCAGUCUAACAAACAUAAAGUUCAACUUAUUUUCUUGACAAGAGUCUCUGCUCAUCCUGACCCUACUUCUCAGCUCUCAACCUCUUCCCCUUCCCCUCACCCAUGGGUGCUGAUUGCAACUAAUCGUUCUACCACAGCACUAGCAGCUGUUGCUGGGAGUAAGGUAGAGUUAUCUUGCCCUCUUCUCAGUUCUGACAACUCCAAAGUGCAAUGGUUUCUCCCAGAUGGAUCCAAACUAAUCUCCCCCUCCAGGAGUAUAGAUGGAAGGCUUCAGGCAUCAUCUUUGGGGUUAACUCUAAAAAAGGUGCAGCUCUCAGAUGCUGGGAUUUACUACUGCCUUGCCUCGGCUGGAAGGGAUACAGAUGUUCUCCCCGUACGUCUGGCCGUGGAGGAAUCCUCUGUUCCCCAUUCAGAAGAGCUAAUUGGACCUCCUGUUAGUGGAACAGUAGGUGAAGCUGUCAGCCUUUCAUGCAAGAUAUCCGGUUCACCACAGCCUUGUAUGAGUUGGAUUUUGCCAGAUGGAACUAUAGUAAGGCAGGGUGUAGCUGUGUCAGGGGGACUUAAAAUACACUCAAAUGGGAGUCUCUCUCUACCUCGCCCUUCUUUGAGGGAUACUGGUCAUUACCGUUGUAUUGGGGUCAAUGAGUAUGGAAGUGACUCUUUGUCCAUGCAUCUGAAAUUAAAUAUUCAACAUAUUCCUCCGCAUAAGAAUUCAUUUCCCAGACGACCGCAGUCAGCUGCUGGCCGAUCAACCAAGAUAAGAGCACCUUUAUUUCAUCAGCUGGAUGAAGGGUCAGGGGAUGAAGAAGAGCAAGAAGAACAGAGAACUCCCAUUGGCAACAGGAGAAACUCAAUAUCUCGCCAACCACAUUCGGACAGAUUGCAUCCAGUUGGAACAGCUCAACGCCAUGGCCCUGUGAGAGGGGGUCUCCCGAGAAGAGGUGGAGGCCCUUCCCCUGAACAGAGAAGAGUCCGCCUUCAGAACAGACACAGAGUUUCCACAAACAGACAAAGAAUAGACCCUCAGAAAUGGGCUGACCUCUUAGCUAAAAUCCGUCAAAAGACUGCUAAUAUCAGUAACAACCAACCCAUGCCUACAGGAAAUCCCACGGCUGGACCUACCCAAAGAACCCAAGAUAAGGAAACAAGAGUCCAUGAAGAAGGUGAUACAAACAGAGGUCGCGCUCAGGAAGCAGGGCUGGAAGUAGAAGCGGAGGGGUCAUCGGUUGAUGAUGUUGUUCUACAAGAGGAGCACACAGAACCCAUUCAGCCUGGCCAUGGAGAUACAGAAGCAAAGACAGAGAUAAAAAAAGAUGCAGAGACAGAAAAUAGCACAGAGACGCCCAUAGAAAACCAAACACACACGAAGACUGAGACAGAUAGGCAAAGCCAAACAGAGAACGUAGGUCCACAAACAGGAACUGCAGAACGCCCAGUGAAACAGAGAGAACAAGUCACAUCUAAUCCAAUGUCAGGAGCAAAUGAAAUUGCCUUAGAGCUAGGUAAAGGACAUGAGCAAGGAGCGAACCUCAAGCCAAAUAGAAGCAAGCCUCAGAGUCCUCAGCAGGGACUCUUCCCAAAUUUGAUUCCACAGUCUCGGCCUCAAAGCCCUUGGAACUCCCGCAGAAGGAUUGGACAACAAAGACGAAUCAACAGGCCCCGGCUGCGACCUGUGACCCCAACCCAGCCUUUCCCUUACCAUGUGAACACAAGAUCCCAAACUAUGAAACCUGAUUCUACCACAAAUCAAAUCAGUGUGCGGCUGAUAAUGCCAACAUCCACAACUCCAGUUUAUUUGUUGACAACAAAUGACAAUAUUCAGUCUGCUCCAAAUACCGUGACUCUCAGUACUAAUUCUUCCCAUGUUUCUGACACUCCUGUUAUGUCAUAUCCAAAUUCUGCCUCCCCCUCACUGAUUCCCUUCCCCACCUCCACAUACACAGAUUUGAUGACUUACUCAAGAUACCACAAGAUAGCACAAACUGAAGAGUCAACGUUUGACAAACUUAACAGACCGACACCCACUUUGUCUAAUAGCGUGACUUCAGAAACACAUGACCCAGACUCUUAUGACAGGACAUUUACACAUGACUUACAAACUCACACAGAAACACAAACAGCUUUAGCCAAUAACGCUGAAAGACCCACGAGCAAACACAGUGAAGAGCUCGAUAGGAAUGUCUCGGGUGAGUCUCACUUUUCAAUCCCUCACUCUUUCAGUGUUUCCUCAGUCCCCAGCACAACUGCAACCACCACAACUGCAGCAGAAAUACUAUCAGCCCCUUCAACUGCUCCUGAGAGGGCCAGUAAUGCUGGAAAAAACAAAAGUACAUCCACUUUUAUCACAAUACAGGACAGACUUUCGACAACAUAUACAAAGACUGCGAUAAGUCGCACCACGUCAACUUUAACUGGCAUUGUGAUCCCAACAUCCAGCUCUGCUAGGCAUACGUCAUCUGCUAUCACCUCUACCACCGGAACCACUGCUAGUACUACAUCUACUUUUCCACCUAUUACUUCUAUAACUAGUACAUCUACUACUACUUCUAUCCCUAUUACAUAUACUUCCAAUGCCACUACUGAACCAGGGACUUCUACAAGACGUUUUACAGGGUCAUUCAAUGAUAACCCCUCAAUUUCAAACCCCUUUUCCACUAGUUUACCCACAAAUACUAAAACCACAACUUUAACUGCUACUACUCCAGGCAAACAUUUUCCAACUACAUCUACAAAAUUUACAUAUAGUACUCUGCCCAGUACUACCACAACAAUGACACCAAUAAGUACCAAGGCAUCGACCGCAGGCACAUCAACCGUUGGCCAGGUUGACCACGGAGGGAGGCUUGUUUCUCGUGUUCCAAAUCAGAGUGGACCUCCUACUGACUGGAAGAACCCUGGAGCUAAUUCUAUUCCAGAUUCACACAGCAGUCGGUCUCCCCUGCCUCCUUCUUCUUCAUUGCCUGCUGCUCCGGGGGCUCCAUUUGUGAGAUCUAGACCAAGGAUUGCAGACCCUCACAUCAGGACAGUGUCAUCCCCAGCAGGGAGCACUGCCAGGCUGGCUUGUGAAGCACAAGGAAUGCCAAAACCCUCCAUCACAUGGACUAAGGUUGCCACAGGAGCAGUGAUGUCAAUCCACUCCAGGGUACAGCGUUUUGAGGUCUUGCCAAACGGGACCCUUGUUAUUCAGAAUGUUCAGCUUCAGGAUAGGGGCACGUACAUCUGCAGUGCAAACAGCUUCUUGGGUCGAGACAGGUUGCUAACUUCUCUAGAAGUCUGGACCCGCCCUCCUCGCAUGCAGCUGGCAACUUACAGAGAAGUAAUAAUUCAUCAGGGUGGAGAGGUUCAUUUGGAGUGCCAAGCCGAUGGGGUUCCCACUCCUCUGCUCAGUUGGGUUCUGCCUGAUCGAUCCACACUAACCUCGACUGGCAGCUCCUCUAGUCGAAUCAGUAUGGACUCAAAUGGAACGCUUCAUAUUCCAGCGGCUCUACCUACUGACCGAGGAGCGUAUCGCUGCAUUGCCUCCAACUCAGCUGGUACUGUCAGUGCCUCUGUGCGCGUACACGUGUCCUCGUUGCCUCCGGUGAUACACCAGCCCAGAGAGGAAAACCUGCUCUUGUCUCCAGGGAGGCCUCUUUACAUACACUGUUCAGCCCGAGGUGCCCCACCACCGAUUCUGCGCUGGCAAAUCCCUGAUGGGACCCUUGUCCGUCCAUCUCAGUUUGUCCAUGGCAAUCUCUUUGUUUUGCCUAAUGGAACGCUGCACAUUCGCAAGGUUGGGCCGAAGGACACAGGCAGUUAUGAGUGCGCAGCCAGUAAUGGUGUGGGGACUAAUGUGAGGACAGUGAGGGUAGUAGUUGAAGGGGGAACAGAAAUAGAAAGAAGACGGGGAGAGACAAUAAAUGAAGGACCAAAAGAAGUUUCCUCUGAGGUAAAACCUCCUCCAAAUAAAGACAGAACACUGGGCAUCCCUUUCAACCCCUCAAAUCCAUCCACUUCUGCUAACUUCUCCCCUCUAUAUCCACCCGAUAGAUCCAGGAGUGUCCAGGAACUAAACCCUCCUAACUCUUCCUCUAACUUUGCUCCUAAAAUCUAUGAAACAGACAUUGCCUCACCCACAGACUUUACCAACAUCAAAAGAACAAACUUCCCUUCUCUUUCCUCAUCCUCCAAUCUGUUGACAAACAACACCAAAGUCUCACCCAGUAUUAACAACACAGGAGAGACUUCAUCUUUACCUGUUGACAGAAAAGCCUCAGCUGUGUUGAAGCCUCUUCCCAUAUCCCCUUUCACUAAAGCUCGUAUUAUAUCAACAUCACCCUCCACUUCUACUGUCCACUAUGGAGGCACCCUGCAGCUUCAUUGCUCUGUAACUGGCAACCCCAUGCCAAUCAUUAUCUGGAGGAACCCUAACAGGAAGCUCGUGGAUAUGCACUACAGUUUUGAUCGACGUAUGAAGGUCCAUCCUAAUGGCACGCUGUCAGUCCAGGCGAUAACGGAGAAGGAUGCUGGAGACUACUUAUGUAUUGCACGCAACAAGGUUGCAGAUGAUUAUCGCCUUCUACGUGUGUCUGUGGCGACCAAACCUGCCAAGAUUGAGCCGAGGCAACCACUUAAUCACAUGGUGUCAUUUGGAAAACCACUCAAGGUGGACUGCCAGGCAUCUGGAUUACCUCACCCUGUUGUACAUUGGAGCCUGCCAGAUGGAACUAUGUUGAACAGCGUGUUACAUGAGGAAGAAAGAGUGGUACGAGCGCAACGACCAACUGUGUUUGACAAUGGGACCUUACUGGUUCCAGUGGCUGGUAUGGGAGAAGAAGGUGAAUAUACGUGUUACGCUAAGAAUCAAGGAGGACAAGACACCAUGAAGGUCAAAGUGAAGGUUAUGACGACAACCCCACCAAGAUUCACCCUUGACAGAAGCCACAGUGUCGUCAAACUACAUCAGGGAGCAACUGCCACGAUUCCCUGCCAAGCCAUUGGAGAUCCUGUCCCGACAGUGACAUGGUUUUCUCCAGCACUACGUGUCAUACCACAGAGUCGGAGAUCUGGUCUUUAUUCUGAGCGGGUUGUUGUGGCUUCAGGUGGAAGUUUGCAAAUACAUUCGGCCCAAAGGAUUGACACAGGAAACUAUACAUGCCGAGCAACCAACUCAGCUGGGGAGACAAGCAUGGUGGUGAGCUUGGAAGUGGAGACCUCUACCCAUGGACUUGGUGGGCAGUUGGGAGGAAGGCAGUGGAGUACUAAUGAGCAGAGCAGAGGUCAAGGCAUUACAUUAGGGGACAGGACUAAUAAUGCACGGAUUAUUGGGAGUGGCAUUCCAAAAAAAGUGGAUAAGAACAACAGCAGCAGUAACAGCUUUGCUGGUACUAAUGGUAGGACAACAAGCUCACAUCCUGCCCUGAGAAGCAAUAAUCAAAAUGGAUUCAACAGGCAAUUCAGUGAAAGUAGCCCUGCGAUUGAUACUGGAGUAAGCAGGCAACAGAGUAUAGGCUCUGGAGCAGAUAGUACUGGAAAUCAUAGAAAGGGACCUAGCUUGACGAGUAGUAGUAAUAGUUUGGGUAUCAGUCACUCCACAGACAGAGUAAACAGUGGUGCAAGUAAUUCUGGGACUAAUAAUAAUAAUGAAGUAAUUGCAGGAAGGACUGGUAAUGAUGCCAAUAGCAGCAGAGACAACAACAGGUUAAGCUUUAAUAGUAGGUUAUUCAGUAACGGAGCUAGUACAAGCACGUUCAGAGGAAAUAGCCUCAGCAAGAACAGUAAUUUAGGAGGGACCAGUGACAGCAGAAGGAAAAGUGAUGGUUCAAGUGGUAAUUUCGACACGGAUGUGGGUAUGGUAACAACAAUGAAGCAACAAGCUGUUAAAGGCCAGACAGUUCUUUUGCCAUGCCCAUCCCAAGGUUUCCCACCACACCGUCUGGCCUGGCUUCUGCCUGGGAAUGGCAUGCUGCCAGCCCCUUACUAUGGCAGCCGAUUCACUGUGCACCGAAACGGUUCCUUGGAGCUGCGUGCUGUGCGGGGGAGUGAUAGUGGAACUUUGGCUUGCGUAGUGAGAAGUGAAAGAGGAGAGACAUUAAUUCGAGUCCAGCUGGAGGUCUCAGAACCAGAGGAGGAGUCCAGAUCUCUGGGACAGGAAAGACUGCACACAGGAAGUUUACUGAGUCCAGCUCAGUCUUUCAGGUCAGAAUCACCUUUUCUGCAACUUCAGAGAGGCUUGAGUUCACCUGUCACACCUCGUCCAGUGAAGCCUCCACCACCUGCUGGUUCAGGCUCUGAGCGCAUAGUGAGCACGAGAACAGCCCCUCUCGUAAGCACCAUCAAUGGAGAAACCCUCCGCCUGUCUUGCACUGUCUCCCAAACCCAGGGUUCUCUGUCAUGGACUAUGCCCAGUGGCAAGGUGCUGUCCAGGGGUGAGAGUGGCGACUCGGGUCGCUAUGUAGUGCAUCAAGAUGGAACACUGAUAGUGGAACAGGCCUCUGUUUUUGACCGAGGGACUUACACCUGCAAAUCUUUUAGUAACGAUUCUUCCUCAGUAUUGGUCGUCACAGUUCCUGUCAUUGUCAUUGCCUACCCUCCACGUAUCACAAAAGGCCCCUCUCCAGCGACUUAUACUCACAGUGGGGUUGCUGUGGAGCUGCCUUGCCUGACCAUAGCAACACCUCGGGCUACAGUUACAUGGGAAUCCCCAGACCGGACACAACUGACGGUGAUGAACCAGGCUCGUAUCUAUGGAAACCGCUACCUUAGUCCCCAUGGUUCUUUGGUGAUACAGAACCCGACACAUAGGGAUACAGGGUUUUACAGAUGCACUGCCAAAAAUGUAAUUGGAGUGGACAGUAAGGAGACCUACCUGCAUGUUAUAUAACAGGAUGAAGAAAAUACACAUUCACUAACCUACACAAACAUGCAACAAAGACACAUAGACCAGUCUUUUCUGUUGAAUGAACCCGUUCUCUGUUGUCCCUAUGUCACCCUUAUGCCCAAUAAAACUGCAAAGCUCUGUUCCUGAGAUACUGCUAAAUAAAGGAAUAGACGCUGUAAUAGCAAAUAUUCAAUAAUUGUAUUUUUUAUAAUAUUCUUUUUAAUACUAUAUCUCUUAAACCAGAAGCUGAGUAACUCCCUGCAAAUACAGUAAUGUGCAGUUUUAACUGCUUAAAGAAAUGAUUUGUGUUUAAAGGGAAAUUGCUUGUUCCAGGUCUCUCCUUUUGUCCCCUUCUGUCUCAUUGACCUCAAACUCACUUUAAACUGGUCUCCUUGACUGCAUCAAAAACCCCCUCAAAUGUUUAAAAUUGAUAAGCUAACUAAAGAUACGUUCUUUUUUAAUUUUUUUUUUUUUUUUACUGUACUAUCUUAACACUCCAAAAACUAUGCCUCCUUGUGGGCAUUUAUGCAUAAAAUGCUGAAGAUUUUAACCCUCAUGUGGAGGAUUUAAUGAUUGUUAUUUUUUAUACACCAACUCAGCAAAGGCUAUACCAAGUAAUACUAAACCAAAGCAAAAAGUUCACAAUAUGCUAUAUUGUUUUCACGAGACGGUUGUACACUAACACUAAACUUUAGCGUGAUACAAAAUACUUUAUGUCAGUGAGUCACUAGACAAUAAAGACAUGGUGCUUCAAACAUCAAGCCUGUGUUUCUUUCACAGCUCUGUGCACUCAGUAUGAUGUCAAAUCAUAUACAUGUAGCUCUGUUUAAUCUGAUAUGAAUAGUAAUAUUUGUUUUUUUUUAAACUCUGCUGACAAUCACUCUUGGAUUUUAGAUGCAAUCUUGACAUUUAAAGCAGUUAAAGUUGCAUUUGUACUCACUGACUACAUGUUAUUGGAUUUUUGAUUAACUCUUGCAGUGCAGAUGCAGCAAACAGGAGCUUAAACUGGCAGCCUUAUUUACACUGUGCUUCCUAUGUGUUAGCACAUUAACCCUUCAUAGGGCAGUCAAUAAAAGUGGCAAUUUCAAAAUGUUAACUUCAUUGGGUUAUGAGGGAAUAUCGAAAGGACCUUUUGUACGUUGUUACUUUUUAUUUUUUUUAUCUUCAUAGUAUGUAUGUCUUCUGAAGUCACCAAAUAUGUUUAUUUGCCCAGUAAAGGGUUAAAUCCUCAACGGAUUCAAUGAUGGAGAGGUUCAGUGUUAGGAUUUAUACUGUAACUUCAACAUUUAGGACAAUUUUCUUCCUCUUGUAACUUAUCUUCAGAAAUAUUACAUUAGUGACUGUGUCUUACGUUCUCACAGCAUCAAUGGCACAGAAAGCGAUUUGGUAAAAAAGCAUUACUGUUAACGCAAUGGAGACCAAAUAUUUGAAGAGUUAUCUUCAUGAUUAUUAUGAUUUUAAAGAUUGUUUAAAUGUUGUGUCCUUCAAGAGGUUGUCCUAAGUACAAAAUCAGUGGCUUCUCUGAUCUGUUUUUUUCAAUGUUUUUAUUGUCCAGUUAAAUUAUUUGUCUUGUAAAGACUCCAGUACACCAAUAUUUUUCCUAAAGGGUGAAAUUAUUUGUUGUUUUUAUGUAUGUUUGCCAUCUCACUAGUCAGUUUUGAAUGCUGUUGUUUUGCUUUUUAGCAGAUUCAUUCUAUGAAUAAAAAUGAAAGACAACAGAAAGUGUCAGUUUUAAUCGGUUAUAUGGUGCAAAUAGGAAAGUUGGACUUGUAUAACUGAGUGGGAUAGAAAGGACCUUGUGGGAGUGUCAAAGUGAGGAAACAAAGUUUUUCUUGAUUGUUUUAAGAAACCCUCAGCUCAGCUGCCAAACCAGACAAAUGUUGAUGACAUCAUAUUCCUCUCUCUGGGAAAUGCAAAAAGAGACAAAGCAUGCCACAGAGCAACUCCCCACAA